CCGCGUCAGGGUAUUUAACACGUUGACUUAGAAAGUGUUACAAAUGACUUGAGCUUAUACUUGUAACGUCGUACAUGUGAUCUUGACGCUGAGUAUAUCAUGCAGCCAAGUACAAAGUUGGCGCCAUGUCCGGAGAUAGCAGCCUCGAGGCUGUCCAAGAUCUUCUUCCUUUGGUCUCACGGGUUAGUAAAGAAGGCUAACAAGGAAAUACUAACUGAAGACAACAUCUGGGACCUCAACCCCAGAGAGAAGUGUCACAAUGUGUGCCCAAGCUUUGAAAGGAUGCUGACAGCAGGCAGGUUGAACCAAGACGCUCGCAGAUGGAAAAAUGAUAAGUCGAACAACAUCCUUCCACAAUCAUCAUCAUCAUCAUCAUCAUCAUCAUCAUCAUCAUCAUCAACUAACCGUGGCUCCAACGACACUAUCAGACACAGGAAAGAGAAGAAAUCAUCACAUGGGAAUGCUAGUCACGUGACGCAUUUAUAUGACUCAUCGAUGACGCCAUCAGGACAGGGAGUAGAUCCUGCUGACACAGGGGUCAGCAUCACACGCCCAUCUCUCAAGGUUGCCAUACUGAAGACCUUUUGGAGACAAUUAUUCUGCGCCAUGGGUCUAAAGCUCCUGCAGUAUUUUACAUUCUGGAUCACAAACCCACAUUUCAUGCUGGUUCUCAUGGACGUGGCCGAUGACACUGCCUCCAGUGCAUGGACUGGCGUGCUCCUCUCCACGGGGCUUCUGGUACUUCUCGUGACAGGAGGGCUUUUUGUGGAACACGCUUUCUUCAACAACCAAACGCUAGAAUUGCACCUUCGGUCAUCUCUCAUGACAUCGGUAUUCAAGAAGGCAAUGAAUCUCCACUGGAGGUCAAGGAAGAAAUACUCUAUGGGCGAGAUGACAAACUACAUGUCCAGUGAUGCUGAAACCAUCGCCUACCACCUCGCCCAUCUCACAGAAGUCGUGUUCACUCCACUCCAUUUUAUUGUCGUCUUCUACCAGCUGUUCAGCAUCCUUGGUCCAUCAGCAGGCUUUGGCCUCUUCAUUAUGCUGCUUAUAAUGCCUAUCAAUGUGUAUAUCGCAGUGAGGAUGCGAUCUUUGUUCGAUCAGAACUCUAAAAACAAGGACGAAAAGAUGAAACUUCUCAAUGAGGUCCUCACGGGGAUGAAGGUACUGAAGCUUUAUGCCUGGGAGAAGUGCUUUGGAGACAAGCUUGAUGCAGCCAGAAAUAAGGAGUUGGUGGUCCUAAAGCAGUUGUUUAAUACAAGGGCGUUCACCGUCUUCAGCUGGAACGCUGCGCCUUUUGUGAUUUCCAUAGUGAUGUUCUGUGGCUUCUUCUACUUGAAUGAAGACAGUAUUUUGACCCCUAAAUCAGCAUUCGCCGUUGUGUCUCUCCUAAAUCUACUCCGAUAUGCCAUCAACCAAACGCCUGAAGUUAUCUUCGAUCUCAUUAAGACUGACGUCAGCAUCCAGAGACUACAGAAGUUUUUCAGGGAAGAAGAAUUUGAUACAAACCCGGAUCAGUGCGGAAAUACGAAAGGUGUAGCAAUAGAGAUGAGAAAAGCUUCUUUCUCAUGGCAUGACAACCACGAGCCAACACUAAGAAAGAUAAACAUGAGCAUAUACGAGAAUAGUUUAGUGGGCGUGGUUGGCCACGUUGGAUCUGGUAAGACGUCCCUGGUCGCAGCUGUUCUUGGUGAGAUUGACAAGGUGACAGGUCAUCUCGGAGUGCAGGGUCGUAUAGCCUAUGUCUCACAACAAGCAUGGAUCCAGAACGACUCCUUGAAGAACAACAUCUUAUUUGGCAAACCGUUGGACGAAGGGCUGUACAAGAGGGUGAUCCACGCCUGUGCUUUACAACCUGAUAUAGAUGUCCUGUCUGAUGGCGACUUGACAAUGAUCGGAGAGCGGGGCAUCAACUUGAGUGGGGGACAGAAGCAGAGAGUGUCUCUAGCCAGAGCUGUCUACAACGACGCCGACAUUUACCUCUUUGACGACCCCCUCAGUGCUGUGGACAGCCACGUGGGCAAACACAUCUUUGACAACGUGAUAGGUGCCGGCAGCAUGUUACGGAACAAGACACGAAUCUUGGUGACGCACAACGUCCGAUAUCUACCUGGCGUUGACAACAUCAUCGUCCUUGAGAGGGGCACGGUCGCACAGACAGGGUCUUUCCGCGACCUUCUCAACAGCGAGGGGGCGUUUACCCAGGUUCUCAAGUCGUGCCUGGCAGAGUACGAGGACAAUAGAGAUGAUAUCGAAGAUUUGGCAACUGACGAUGAUGAUUUAUCAAAUCAAUUGAAAAGUACACUAAAGAGGCUGAAAAGUGAGGAGCACUCCACUGAGCCUGGAUACGAAAGGCAGUCAUCGACGACCUCCAGACACAUGUCUACGUCUGAGGAGACUGAAGAUACGACUGGCGCUGUCGCUGACGAGGAGGAGACGAAAGAUAUUAGUGGCAACGAAAAAUGGAUCCUGCUUUUUGACUAUAUGAAAGCCUUUGGUCAAUGGCAUAUGUUAGGGCUGGUUGUGGCCUUUGCGCUCUACUAUAUCCUGUUUGUUUGGGCCAACAUCUGGCUCGCUAAUUGGACCGAGGACCCUUUGUUGAAGGGGGCUAGGGUUGAGGACCUGGUGAAUGUAACACGGGAGGACAUAUGGAGGAUCAACAUGAAGUACCUUGGAGUUUACAGCGGAUUUGGACUGGUCAUGUCGCUAUGCAUCCUGACGUAUGCUCUGUUAAUGGCUCGAGGUGUUGUAAGGGCGUCCCGAGACUUGCAUCACAGAUUACUGACAAGUAUUCUGACUUCACCGAUGGAAUUCUUUGAAACAACGCCAAUAGGCAGGAUAACCAAUCGCUUCUCUCGAGACAUAGAGAAGAUAGAUGGAGAUUUGCCCUAUAGCCUCGAGUAUUGGUUCGACUGUGCGAUGAAUAUAAGUGUGUCCAUGUUUGCGGUUGCAUACAGCACCCCCAACGUUCUGGCGUUGCUCAUUCCUCUGGCGUAUUACUACUAUAGUAUACAGAAGCGUCACACCAAGACAAGUUGUCAAAUGAGGAGCUUGGAGUCCAAGCUGCGGUCGCCAAUCGAGAGCCACUUCACCGAAUCCGUCGCAGGAGCUGACAUUGUGAGGGCGUACAGAGCUCAAGGGAGGUUUUCUAAAAAGUUGGAGGAAGUAAUUGACAACUGGCACAGGAUGGAAUUUUAUGGUUUGCUGUCGAACAGAUGGUUGGGUGUACACAUGCUUGGCGUGGGUAACUUGGCAUGCGCGAUGUCGUCAUUCCUCGGUACUGUCUUCAAAGGUCCCAUGUCUGGCGCUCUACUUGGGUUGGGGACGUCCUUCUCUAUGGAGAUCAAUGGCUGCAUGGGAUGGUUUGUGAUUUUACAGGGUGAAGUUGAAACUAACCUCAUUUCUAUGAACAGAAUCAAAGAGUACAUUGAAAGCCCGAAUGAGGCUGCACGAAGAAAGGACACGGUACGGUUGCCACCAAGCUGGCCAGACGCAGGAAAGCUUGAGUUUCAGAACUACAGUUUACGAUAUCGCCCAGGUCUUGACUUGGUACUGCGGGAUAUCUCAUUUACAAUUCACGGGGGAGAAAAGGUCGGUGUGGUAGGUAGAACAGGGGCGGGGAAAUCAUCUCUGAUGCUCUCCCUUUUCCGCCUCGUUGAGCCAGCAGAGGGCGCAAUUCUAAUUGACGGAAUUGACAUAUCAGAAAUUGGACUCCAUGAUCUGAGGGAGAAACUUGCUAUCAUUCCACAAGAUCCUGUUUUGUUUACGGGAUCACUGAGGAUGAAUCUUGACCCCCAGGAAUUGUACAAAGAUUCUGAGAUAUGGACAGCUCUUGACCACACCCAUCUCCGACAGUUUGUUGUGUCUCUCCCUAGCAAGCUGCAGACUGACUGUGGAGAAGGCGGGAGCAACUUCAGUGUUGGUCAGCGACAGUUACUCUGCCUAGCUAGAACACUACUGCGAAAGGCUAAAGUGUUGGUUCUAGACGAGGCUACAGCAGCUGUUGACAUGGCAACGGAUGAUUUGAUCCAGCAGACCAUCAGGUCAGAGUUCAAGGAUUGCACGGUGCUGACUAUCGCCCACAGACUCAACACGGUCAUGGACUACGACAGGAUCCUUGUGUUGGAUCACGGUUCUGUGAAGGAGCUGGACUCCCCGACACGACUCCUUGAAGAAAGGGGGAUGUUCUAUCAGAUGGCAACGGACGCGGGACUUGUAUUAUCUGGCCCUUCUGGGUGACAUCGUGUCAUAAAAGAAAGUGUGGCAACGAAA
Haliotis rufescens (red abalone) is the source of this 4272-nucleotide messenger RNA. RefSeq names its product multidrug resistance-associated protein 1-like. Bases 100 to 4239 code for a protein of 1379 amino acids. The record is from RefSeq and is a predicted model, not a curated record. Lineage: Eukaryota; Metazoa; Mollusca; Gastropoda; Lepetellida; Haliotidae. Gene Ontology annotation, cellular component: membrane. Gene Ontology annotation, biological process: transmembrane transport. The transcript is spliced from 26 exons. Gene Ontology annotation, molecular function: ATP hydrolysis activity; ABC-type transporter activity; ATP binding.